GAAACAAAUCGUGUAAAAUAGCUUGGUUUGGCAGAAGUUUUGUUUUCUACAUUCUGUGAUUUGGUAGAAGUGUUUUAACCGCAAUCCUACAAUCAAUUACUGGUCGUCGCUUCAAACAUUGUACAUCAUUGAAGGCGUACCUGCUGACGGGGCGGCAAACCCAAGGGUGAUCAUCAAUAAACGCAGCGCGCUGAACGCAUCACCUAAAAACCGGCUCGAAUCGAACACGUCGAGUGUAAAGCUAGUACAACCAAGAUGCCGGAGAGCGGACCAGUUUAUCAACCGACGACGGUGUCGUUCGAGGCGCGUCCAAGUGCUGGAGGGCUGUUGGCGCAGACGACGGCGGCUUCAUCGCUGAAGAUGCUUCGUAAACCUGCCGCCCAAAUAUCGGUACUCGUUUUUGGCUUGGUCAUGUUUGCUGUAGGUAUUGCCCUCGUUGCUAGCGGUUCUGCAGAUUAUUCAGAUGCCGAACAACACCCAGAAAUAAAUCCAGACGGCAAGGCACAGGAAGAACGCAUCGACGUCGGACUUAUUGUGGCCGGCGUAUUGGUCACUUUACUGGGAGUGGUCCUUCUAGGACUGUACGUGAAGGUGGCUGAUUGGCGGCGUAGCUGCGUCUGUCCGUGCGCUUUGUCCAAGAAGCAGGGACUUGCGCGUCAGCUGCAGGGCAAUGGUGGAGGCCAGAUUUUGGCGUUGAAUCCGAGCACGGACCCGCUCGUGUCGCACACGCAGUAUGCACCGGUGUCGGAAAUUCCGACCCGCCAGGAGGACGAAGAGCGAAGGAACUUGAUGCCGGAUAGCAAAGACUCCUGCCUGAGCAGCGCGGAGGAAUCGGACCGGAUGCUGGACACGGAUCCGCGAAUCGUACUCCGACCGAUCGGCAGUACCGUAGAAGAUGCCUAAGUAGGCCACAGCGGCAGCUGGGUGGGGUCAACGGGGUGAAACCUGGUGGAAACAAACCUCUUUCUCGUGCUCUGUGUGAAUGUGACUCCUACUUCCGUGGCCCCACUCUUUUCUCUCUUUUAACAUCAUAUCUCUCUAUCGGCUUGUAAAGCUUCUUAAAAUAAGGCAUCAAGCAAAAAAAAAAACAAAACAAAAAAUCACUCCCAUAGUAAGGUUAAACGUCAUCCAUAGAAAUCACUUGAA
This is a messenger RNA of Anopheles coustani, 1146 nucleotides long. RefSeq lists its product as uncharacterized. The record is from RefSeq and is a predicted model, not a curated record. Bases 256 to 903 code for a protein of 215 amino acids. The transcript has 4 exons. NCBI's taxonomy places the organism in Eukaryota, Metazoa, Arthropoda, Insecta, Diptera, Culicidae.